AGAGAAAAAGACCCCUGGGUGUAUAGUCAAGUGGUCCUGGGACUGAAUCUUGCCUUUACCUGCACAUCUAACAAGUUAUAUAUAUUCUGCAUGUUUACACAAACAGUUCUUGUGCUAGAGAGUCCACAUCAUUUAAACUUUGUGGGAGAAUUUUGCAAAUGAUCCAAUCCUAGAGGCUGGUACUUUCUUGAGCCCCACUCACCUUUCCUUUCUACCUCAAACCUCAGUCUGACUCUUCCAGAAAUAUAGGGGAUGGUUCCCUUCUCUUCUCCCAUUCCCUACAUAACCCUGAGUUUAAAUACAGACACACAGUUUAAUGGUUUGAUAAGGUUAUUUCCAGAUAAGGAUAUUUCAUUUUCCCUGCUCAUUAAACUUCUAUCACAUUUACUGAUAAAAUGCCACAGCUCUUGUAUUAUCAACUACAAGUUCAAUCUUCUACUCAGGUACCAAUUAAUUUCUGUUUCUUUGAGUAUCAUGGACUGAAUUUUGUCCCCCACUCAUUCAUGUGUUGAAGACCUAACCUACAAUGUGUCUGUAUUUGACAUAGGGCCUUUAAGGAAGUAAUUAAUGUUAAAUAAGGUCAUAAGGGUGGAGUCCUAAUCCAACAAGAUUAACAUUCUUAGGAGGAAGAGACACCAGCGUCUGCAAGCACAGAAGGCCAUGUGAGGAGCCAGAAAACCACGGCUGUCUGCCUGGCAUCAUGCCAAGGUAGGCGGAUCGCUUGAGGUUAAGCUCUAGGGACAUAGCAGUGAAGAGGGUAGAAGAGGCCUCCAUCUCACUGGAACAUUUUCUAGUAGAGGAGACUGUACUCAGAAGGCAAAUAAAUAGAAGACCAGAUACGAAGAAAAGAUACCUUCCUACUGAGCAGCUGCCCAGCUCCUGCUCCGUUUUGCUUGGGGGUAGCAGCUCCGGCCACAGAAAGCAAGCCGGUAAGUCUCUCCAGGUAGGACUUGCUGCAACCAGCUGCUGGACUGAUUUGAAAUGGGACUUUGCAUACUCUCCAAAGUAUGGUGAGUUGGUGCUGACUUCAAAGGUGCCUGGUGAAGGAAGAGAAGGUGGAUCGCAGAGACUAAGGGGAGAGGGAGAAGCCCUGCUCCUCUUCUCCCCACCAAGGCACAAUGAGCAACAUCUGUCAGAGGCUCUGGGAGUAUCUAGAACCCUAUCUCCCCUGCUUGUCGACGGAAGCAGACAAGUCAACGGUGAUUGAAAAUCCAGGGGCCCAUUGCUCUCCCCAGUCACAGAGGCAUGGCCGCUACUUUGUGGCUUUGUUUGAUUACCAGGCUCGGACUGCUGAGGAUCUGAGCUUCCGGGCAGGUGACAAACUUCAAGUUCUGGACACUUCACAUGAGGGCUGGUGGUUUGCCAGACACUUGGAGAAAAGGCGAGAUGGCUCCAGUCAGCAACUACAGGGCUAUAUUCCUUCUAACUACGUGGCUGAGGACAGAAGCCUACAGGCAGAGCCGUGGUUCUUUGGAGCAAUCAGAAGAUCAGAUGCAGAGAAACAACUGUUAUAUUCAAAAAAUAAGACGGGUGCCUUUCUAAUCAGAGAAAGUGAAAGCCAAAAAGGAGAAUUCUCUCUUUCAGUUUUAGAUGGAGGAGUUGUAAAACACUACAGAAUUAGAAGACUGGAUGAAGGGGGCUUUUUUCUCACCCGGAGAAUAACCUUUUCAACACUGAACGAAUUUGUGAGCCACUACACCAAGACGAGUGACGGCCUGUGUGUCAAGCUGGGGAAACCAUGCUUAAAGAUCCAGGUCCCAGCUCCAUUUGAUUUGUCAUAUAAAACCGUGGACCAGUGGGAGAUAGACCGCAACUCCAUACAGCUUCUGAAGCGAUUGGGAUCUGGUCAGUUCGGCGAAGUAUGGGAAGGUCUGUGGAACAAUACCACACCAGUAGCAGUGAAAACAUUAAAACCAGGUUCAAUGGAUCCACGUGACUUCCUGAGGGAGGCACAGAUAAUGAAGAACCUAAGACAUCCAAAGCUUAUCCAGCUUUAUGCUGUUUGCACUUUAGAAGAUCCAAUUUAUAUUAUUACAGAGUUGAUGAGACAUGGAAGUCUGCAAGAAUAUCUCCAAAGUGAUGCUGGGUCAAAAAUCCAUCUGACUCAACAGGUAGACAUAGCGGCACAGGUUGCCUCUGGAAUGGCCUAUCUGGAGUCUCGGAACUACAUUCACAGAGAUCUGGCUGCUAGAAAUGUCCUUGUUGGUGAACAUAAUAUCUACAAAGUAGCAGAUUUUGGACUUGCCAGAGUUUUUAAGGUAGAUAAUGAAGACAUCUAUGAAUCUAAACACGAAAUAAAGCUGCCGGUGAAGUGGACUGCGCCCGAAGCCAUUCGUACUAAUAAAUUCAGCAUUAAGUCCGAUGUGUGGUCAUUUGGAAUCCUUCUUUAUGAAAUCAUUACUUAUGGCAAAAUGCCUUACAGUGGUAUGACAGGUGCCCAGGUAAUCCAGAUGUUGGCUCAAAACUAUAGACUUCCCCAACCAUCCAAUUGUCCACAGCAAUUUUACAAUAUCAUGUUGGAGUGCUGGAAUGCAGAGCCUAAGGAACGACCUACAUUUGAGACACUGCAUUGGAAACUUGAGGACUAUUUUGAAACAGACUCUUCAUAUUCAGAUGCAAAUAACUUCAUAAGAUGAACACUGGAGAAGAAUAUCAAAUAAUAAAGUAGCAAAACAAAUUCAAAUAGUUCCAAAGUACAAUGUUAUCAACCAACUCCACAAUCAGUUUAUCCUGACGUAUUCAAGUGAUAGGAUAAAGUUGGCCAUGUAUUAUAAAAAAGAUUAUUUGUGCAUUUUAUUGACUGGGCCACACUGAAAGACAAUCAAGGUGAUAUGUAAUUUCCUCACUGCCUGGUAAAAUUAAGCACACUAAACAAAGUUAUUUUUCUUUUUAAGAGAUACUUACAUUUCAAUUUAUUGUUUGAAAUGCCGAUCAAGAGAAUCAACAGAUGAUAGUCAGUUUUUACUCAGUGACUGUUGUAGCGUCUUCCUGUUUACUGAUUAGAGUGGUUAUUCAUUAUUCCUCAGAUUGCUGAAUCCCAUCAGGCUGUUAUUAUAAAGGAAUUUGAUUGCUUUGCUGCACAGCAGGACCUGUGCUUUGAGAUUUUUUUUUUCUCUUUUAAAAUAUCCUGUAACUACAAUGAUGGUAAAGCCAUGUUAAAUGACUUGAUUGUACUUGGAGUAAUUGCACACAUUUUUUUCUAUGCAUAAAAAAAUGAUGCAGCUGUUGAGAAAAUGAAUUAAAAUCUUUUUCAUUUUGCAGAAGGAAAUGAUGGAAUUUUUCUAUACCUCAGUAUGUGUCAACUGAGAGUCAUAUACAUUAGUUUUAAUGUCUUAAUAUUGAGAAUCAGGUUGCAAAACUGAUGAGUUAUUAUCUAUGGAAAUGUGAGAAAUAUCUAAUAGCCUGUAAAGGCUGAGAAAUAAGUAUCAAAAUAGUUUAGGAAAAUGAGAGGAGAACAGUAGGAUUGCUGUGGCCUAGACUUCUGAGUAAUUAAUAAAGAAAAAGAAAUACCCUUUGGCCUACA
This is a messenger RNA of Macaca mulatta (Rhesus monkey), 3523 nucleotides long. NCBI's taxonomy places the organism in Eukaryota, Metazoa, Chordata, Mammalia, Primates, Cercopithecidae. The record is from RefSeq and is a predicted model, not a curated record.